AUGACCCGUUCAUCAAUUAAAGAAUAUCUAAACAGCAAUCCUGAAAGUGUGCUGGUGCUGGAUGGUGGCCAGGGAACAGAAUUGGAAAACCGAGGAAUUAAAGUAGCCAACCCAGUGUGGUCGACGAUUCCAUUUGUAAAUGAGUCGUUCUGGACAGAUCCAGCUUCCAAGGACCGCGAAAUCGUGAAGGGAAUGUACCAGGAUUUUCUGGCGAGCGGGGCGCAGGCGUUGAUGACGGUCACGUACCAGGCAAGCUUCAAGUCGGUUUCCGAGAACACCCGGAUCAAGACGCUCGAGGACUACGACCAGCUGCUGUCGCGAAUCGUGGCGUUUGCACGCGAAUGCAUCGGCGACGACAAAUGGCUGGUGGGCUGUAUAGGUGCCUGGGGCGCCCACACGUGUUCCGAGUUCACCGGCGAUUACGGUGCAGAGCCCGCGAAAAUCGACUAUCUGGCUUACUUCCGACCACAGCUGUCGGCGUUCAACGCCAACAAGGAGCUAGAUAUGAUUGGUUUCGAAACUAUCCCCAAUUUCAACGAGAUAAAGGCGAUUUUGUCGUGGGACACGUCUGUGAUCUCCAAGCCCUUUUUCAUUGGACUUUCAGUGCAUGACAACGGCGAAUUGCGCGAUGGAACCAGUCUGCGUAAAAUUGGCGAAUACAUCAAGUCUCUGGGCCCUAAACUGAAUCCAAACUUUACACUUUUGGGUGUAAAUUGUGUCAGUUUUAACCACUCGCACGACAUGGUCAAAUCUUUACACGAAGUACUGCCCGAUCUUCCCUUGAUUGCUUACCCCAACAGCGGAGAGGUCUACGACACUGUAAAGAAAGUAUGGACCUCGAAAGGUUCCCAAACUAAGACCUGGGACGAUAUCGUCAAGAAGUACCUCGACAACGGUGCCAGAAUUGUUGGUGGUUGUUGUAGAACCUCGCCCAGAGACAUCAAGGAGAUCAGGACUGCCGUUGACAACUACGGAAAACAAUAA
Lachancea meyersii CBS 8951 is the source of this 984-nucleotide messenger RNA. NCBI's taxonomy places the organism in Eukaryota, Fungi, Ascomycota, Saccharomycetes, Saccharomycetales, Saccharomycetaceae. The record is from the annotation of a GenBank genome assembly.